Siniperca chuatsi (mandarin fish) is the source of this 2271-nucleotide messenger RNA. RefSeq names its product leucine-rich repeat-containing protein 10B. The transcript is spliced from 2 exons. The coding region runs from base 693 to 1895 and encodes 400 amino acids. Gene Ontology annotation, molecular function: protein binding. Lineage: Eukaryota; Metazoa; Chordata; Actinopteri; Centrarchiformes; Sinipercidae. The record is from RefSeq and is a predicted model, not a curated record.
ACACACACACACACUGACCAUGUGACGCGAAUGCCCCUUGUUCCGCUUACGGAGGGAGGGAGGAGGGCGGCAGCAGUUCAAUGUAAACCUUCUCACCGAUGGAGGGAAGCGGUCAACAUCAGGAGCAGAGUCACUGACUGCAGUUUCUCCAAAUGUGUAAUUUUCUUUCUCCAGCGCGGAUUAUAACUCCGGGAGACCUCGGCCUCUAAUGGGGAACAGCUGCAUUAACUAGUGGACACACUUCCAUUAACUGUUUUUCUUUGCCGCCGGCCAGGUCACCGAGCUGCGCACGCACUGUGGGCUUAUCCACCGACACCCGGCAGGAAGAGGGACAGUAAACUGACUAUUUAGUGUCCUAAAGUGGCACUUUUUUUCUACUUCUGCUAGAGAGACCGGAUCACGUGGUCAGGUGACCUCGAAGCUGCUUGUUAUCGGUCGCUUAAAAGCCUCGAGGAAGUUCAAGAGGAGAGGAAAGGAUUGUUAGAUAUUUUCUGAUCAAGCGGUAGAUGAAGGGAUGAAGAGACACCUGACAAACAUGGCUGCAAGAGUGCUAAUUGGCCCGGAACAUGCAGAUGCUGUUUGCAGGCAAAACAGCAGCAGCUCCCAGGCUGAGGGUUAACUUGUCACAGACAUUACCUCAUUAAAUGACUCUGUCCUGACUCACAUAGGAGUCAGGGGCUGCAGGCCACAGCAUGGGCAACUCCUCCAGGAAGGGAGAGGGAGACGAAGAAGAGCAGGGGGGGAAGGAUGGCGAGGAGGCGGAAAUCACAGAGAGGAAGAAAGAAGAGGUGGAGGAAGAGCUCCCGCUGGGGGUGGAGGAGUUGUUUGAGAGUGGAGAUCCCGUGCUGGACUUGAGCUACCGUAAAUUCAAGCGAUUACCGUCACGUGUUUGUGGACUGAUGCAUCUGGAGAAGCUGUAUGUUUGUGGAAACAGCCUGCGCACUCUGCCGGACAGCAUCUCCCAGCUGCAAGGUCUGCGCAUACUCGCCCUCGACUUCAACAAGAUGGAGGACGUUCCUCAGGCUGUCUGCCAGCUCACUAACCUCACUCGCCUCUACCUGGGCAGCAACCGGCUGAUGAGCCUCCCGGCUGAGCUGAGGAACCUGCAAAGUCUGCGCUGCCUGUGGGUGGAGAGCAACUACUUCCAGAGGUUUCCACGGGAGCUCUACGACCUGCCCCACCUCAAGUCCCUUCAGAUUGGGGACAACCGAAUGAAGACGCUGCCCUCUGACCUCUGGCGUAUGGAGGCUUUGAGGGGAUUAUGGCUCUACGGGAACCGCUUUGACACCUUCCCCAAAGUCCUGUUGCGCAUGGAGGGCUUGGAGAUACUAGACCUGGACCGCAACAAGAUAUCAGAGUUCCCCAGCCUGAAGCGUCUCCGAGCCCUGCGCCUGUUCUCCUACGACCACAACCCAGUGGAUGGUCCUCCGAAAGUGGGCGAGGAGGUGCUCGUGGUUGGGGAAGGUGCUGCGGAGUUCUUGGAGGCGCGUGAGGCCAGGAAGGAGAGACUACGAAAGGCCGCAGAGAAAGAGGCCGAGGAGUUGGCUCUGGCAGGAGAGGAGCCAGUGAUUCACGGCAUCCUGAAGAACAGCAGCUCCAACUCAAAACAGGCAACAAACGGAGGUGUGGUGACUUUAGGCAAUGCACACACUAAAGAGGAAGAAGCAAAGGAGGAGGAGGAGGAAGAGGAGGAGGAUGGGGAGCUGCCAGUCACUGAGUAUGACGGAGCUGAGCUUGAAUAUGACGAGGAGGGGGUUGAAUAUGAGACAGAGGAGUUGAUAUGUGAGGGAGAGGGGUUUGAGUACGAGGGAGAGGAGCUGGAGUAUGAGAGGGCUCAGAUGGACUAUGAGUACGAGGAGCUGGAGGACACAGGGAGGCACGAUGAAGGGGCAUGAAAAACCCCUCAUACAUCUGGACUCAGAGGAUCUGCAGGCAGGUGGAGGUGGAUGACGGAAAAUCCACACAAAAACAUUGAGUGUGCUGCUAAUUCCUUAUCAGUCGUUAACUGUGAAAAUAAAUGAGCACUGAGGCAUUAUGAAACUAUAGACCGUGACAUCUCAAUCGGCUGCAAAUGACCACAUCCGAGCAGGACUCAGGUGGGGUGUGUGUGUGUGUGUGUGUGUGUAUGUGUGUGUGUGUGUGUGUGUGUGUGUGUGUGUGUGUGUGUAUGGCUGUUUUACAUUAGGGGUUUUUUUCUGAGUGUACACAGGAGACCAAGUCUUCCAUUAUUAAAUAUUAACUCAGCUGAUGAAGUCAGUGUCAAUCAUUUAU